Messenger RNA from Athalia rosae (coleseed sawfly), 1564 nucleotides. RefSeq names its product glutamate-rich WD repeat-containing protein 1. The transcript has 4 exons. The record is from RefSeq and is a predicted model, not a curated record. The coding region runs from base 146 to 1525 and encodes 459 amino acids. NCBI's taxonomy places the organism in Eukaryota, Metazoa, Arthropoda, Insecta, Hymenoptera, Athaliidae. Gene Ontology annotation, molecular function: protein binding.
GUACGCAUGACGCCUGUACUAUAGAGAUCCUAACCUGGAGCCAAACCUCCCACAUGUUUGACGGUUUGUUAUAGGUUUGUAGUUUGUAGAAUCUCCAUGGCACGUGCGGACAGUUGUUAAAUUUUCAAUCUAGAACAGAAAAAUCAUGGACAAGGUUGAUGAACCGAUGGCUGAAGAUGAAAUACGGGAGGAAGAUGAAGAUGAUGAAGAUGACGAAGAAGACAUGGAAGAUGAGGAAAGUGAUGAAAAAGAGGAACAGGGUAAAAUUUACUUACCAGGUCAACCGCUAGAGAAAGGAGAAGAAUUGGUCGCAGAUCGUUCAGCUUAUAGACUGUUGCACCAAGCACAAACAGGAGCUCCAUGUCUGAGCUUUGAUAUCAUCAGAGAUGAUGCUGGAAAUUCACGUGAAGCAUAUCCCAUGUCAAUGUAUAUUCUCGCUGGUACGCAAGCUGCAAGAACCCAUAUGAAUAACUUACUUGUGAUGAAAAUGUCCAACUUACAUGCCACAACUCGAAGCAGUGAAGACUCCGAUGCUGAAGACUCUGAUUCUGACGACGAGGAUGAUGAAGCUCGAGCACCUGUUAUGACAGUGGCUUCAAUAAAACAUCAAGGCUGUGUGAAUAGAGUUAGGUGUACGCAUGUUGGGAACAAGGUUUUGGCUGCAAGUUGGAGCGAAUUGGGACGAGUUUCUCUUUGGGAUUUAAAUGAACAAUUAAGAGCCAUCGAUGACCCACUGUUACUGAGUAAUUAUCGCAAACGAACCGAACAAGGGGAUAAUGGAGCAAAGCCAAUAUUCACCUUCAAGGGUCAUCUCCAGGAGGGAUAUGGUUUGGAUUGGUGCCCUACCGAAGAAGGAUCUCUUGCUUCAGGAGAUUUUAAAGGCAAUAUUCACAUUUGGCACUUAAGCGGUAGCAGUGGAGGACAAGACUGGUAUGUGGAUCAAAGGCCUUAUAACUCUCAUGCACCGCACAGUGUUGAAGACUUGCAAUGGUCCCCAAAUGAAAGACAUGUCUUGGCAUCCUGCUCCGUCGAUAAAAGUAUUAAGAUUUGGGAUACUAGAGCAAGUCCUCAAGCGGCAUGCAUGUUAACAGCAACAGAAGCACAUGGGGCUGACGUAAAUGUUAUCUCUUGGAAUCGAAAAGAAUCACGUUUUCUUGUUUCUGGUGGUGAUGAUGGAAUUUUACAUAUCUGGGAUCUGCGGCAAUUCCGUCCUACUGGUACCAAACCAGUUGCAACGUUUAAACAGCAUACAUCACCAAUAACCAGUGUUGAAUGGAACCCUGACGAAGCGACUGUUUUUGCAUCUGCUGGUGCUGAUGAUCAAAUCGCACAGUGGGAUCUUUCAGUGGAAGCUGAUAACAUGGAGGAAACAGACAUUCAGUUGGCAGGAUUACCACCUCAGUUACUGUUCAUCCAUCAAGGGCAGACAGAUGUAAAAGAAUUACAUUGGCAUCCGCAAUGCCCAGGAAUUCUUAUAUCUACUGCUCAUUCUGGAUUCAAUGUAUUUCGUACAAUCAGCGUAUGAAAUGCAUUUUAUUGAAAUAAAUUACCAUAAAAAACUAAA